ACAUGACCCAAAUACAUGACUUCCGGUGUACACAACAAUGUCGAGCGGUGAUGCAGACUCAACAGUGAAAACAGAAUCAAAUCCAGAUGAAGAUGUGAAACCAAUUGAACCUGUUGAAGAUAAUACAACUCUAGGAAAAUAUUGGAAAGCUGUGAAAGAAAAUGUGUCAGAUUUUACAGGAUGGACAUAUUUACUUCAAUAUGUUGAGCAAGAGAACAAACUUGAUGAUGCCCGUGAAGCUUAUGAUGCAUUUUUCCAACACUAUGCAUACUGUUACGGCUAUUGGAAGAAACAAGCUGACAUGGAAAAACGACAUGGUUUUACUGAUAAAGCUAUAGCUGUGUAUGAGACUGGAGUUAAAACCAUUCCUGUUUGUGUAGAGUUAUGGCUUCAUUACAUAUCAUUUUACAUCACUUAUUUUGUUGAUAGCACUGAAGAUAUAAGGAAAUUAUAUGAGAGAGCAAUCAAAGCUGCUGGUACUGAUUUCAGAUCUGAUAAACUUUGGGAUUCAUACAUUUCUUGGGAAAAAGAUCUGCCAAAUGUUACAUCAUUGCAUGACAGAGUAUUAACCAUUCCAACACAAUUAUACAGACAUCAUUAUGAUAGUUUUAAACAUCAUGUUGAAACGCAUCAUCCUAAAGAAAUCUUGUCUCUUGAUGAUUUUCUUAAGCUGCGGAAGGAAAUUGUCAAUAAAACCAUCUUGACAGGAGAUGAUGAUGAGAAUGUGCUAGAUGAAGGUCCCCCUGCAUUUAUAGGUCCUCCAGGGCUAGAAGUACCACCAGGAAUGGAAGACACAGAAGGGGGAAAGUGUGAUACAGAUGAAGCUAUAAAAUUAAAAGACAGAUUAAUCACUACAAGGGAAGUUAUGUAUAGAAAGAAUGAGGAGGAAGUCAGUAAGAGAUGGAAUUUUGAAGAAGCAAUAAAAAGACCUUAUUUUCAUGUCAAACCUUUAGAACGAGGUCAGCUGAAAAACUGGAGAGAAUAUUUAGAUUGGGAAAUACAGAAUGGAACACAUGAACGAGUUGUGGUUUUAUUUGAGAGAUGCAUGAUUGCAUGUGCCUUGUAUGAAGACUUUUGGAUGAAGUAUGCUAAAUACAUGGAGGACCACAGUUUGGAUGCUGUAAGAACUGUAUACAGCAGAGCUUGUAAAAUUCAUCUACCAAAGAAACCAUAUAUACACAUGGCUUGGGCAUCGUUUGAAGAAAGACAAGGAAAUUAUGAUGGUGCUUACGAUGUGCUGGCAACUCUAGAGAAAAGUGUACCUGGACUGAUUAUGGUUGCUAUGAGAAGAAUAAGUUUAGAAAGAAGACGAGGAAAUUUAGCAACUGUGGAAACAUUUUUCAAAGACUAUAUAGAAAAUGCUGCAUCCCCAGAGAUUGCAUCUUUUUAUUCUAUUAAAUAUGCACGUUUUCUUUUGAAGAUAAAGGUUGACCCAGAAGCUGCCAGAGAAGUGUUUAAACAAGCUAUAGAAAAAGAUAUGGGAAAUCUCAAGUUAUACAUUCAAACACUGGACUUGGAAUAUCAAUGUACUCCUGUCGAUGAAGAGAAGGUCAACAUACUGUUUGAAAGUUUAUUGAACUGUGAAAACUUCUCAUUAGAAACUAAGGCAAAAAUGUCCCAAAGGAAAUUGGAAUUUUUAGAAGAUUUUUGUACAGAUAUAAAAAAAUUAAAAGAUGCUUAUGAUGAACACCAGAAAUUGAUGAAAGAUUUACACACAGAGAGAAAGAAAAGAAGUUAUGAUGCUGCUAAUUAUACACAGAGUAUGAGUGAAGAGCCACCUGAGAAAAAACAAAAAAGUGAACCUCCGACCAAUGGUGCUAGUGAGUCCAUGUCACAAUCUGCUGGUACAGAACAUGGUAGUUACCCAUACUGGGGAUCAUAUAAUAAUUCAAGUUAUGCUGCUGGGUAUGGACAACACUGGACAACAUAUGGUUCUCAUUAUUACCCAUGAAGUGAUCAACUUAUUUUAUAAGAAACAUCAUUAUGUUUAGAAACUUGAAUGCAUAUGAUGAUGAGAAACAUGACAGUUGCCAUACUUAAUCCUGUGGAUUAUUUCAACUAAAACAGUUCCAUCUAGAACUAAGAUCUGCUUUGACGUGAAUGCCUUUGAAUUUCAAAAGGAGAUUUCAGCCAGUGUUCAAAGGGCACUAAAGAACAAGAAUCUUCCAAUUUGUAAGGGUUAUGGAAGUAUUAGAAAAGUAUGUGUGUAACAAUGUUUAUGAAAACAAUUCUUACCUUUGAAUUGGAAAUGUUAGUUUUAGAAUGAAAUUGAUCAUGUUGAUAUUUGAUUUCUGAAAUCAAAUGUUCAUUUUGUUUGAAUGAAGAACUAUGUGAGAAUGAUUGAUAGAUGUUGUGUGCGUAGUUGUAAUUGUCUUUUUGUUAUGAUUUUGUAUCAUGUUACUAGUAUAUCAAAUUGUUGAUUAAAACAAAUAAACACAUGUCAAUAAGAA
This is a messenger RNA of Mytilus trossulus (common blue mussel), 2450 nucleotides long. RefSeq names its product pre-mRNA-processing factor 39-like. The transcript is spliced from 15 exons. The record is from RefSeq and is a predicted model, not a curated record. Bases 38 to 1951 code for a protein of 637 amino acids. Gene Ontology annotation, molecular function: protein binding; pre-mRNA 5'-splice site binding. Lineage: Eukaryota; Metazoa; Mollusca; Bivalvia; Mytilida; Mytilidae. Gene Ontology annotation, cellular component: commitment complex; U2-type prespliceosome; U1 snRNP. Gene Ontology annotation, biological process: mRNA 5'-splice site recognition; RNA processing.